GCCUACCCCGCCGAGUACCUAUCGAGGGCAGACCUUCUUCAAGAGGCGCGAUUUUCGGAAGAGCUACUCCAAAGCGCCAAGUCGCCCAUUGCCUUUUGCCACAACGACCUUUUUCUAGGCAACAUGCUUAUAUCGCCUAAUCAGGAUGCUGUCUCAUUCAUUGACUUCGAAUACUGCGGCUAUAAUCACACGGCAUACGACAUUGCUGACCACUUUUGUGAAUUUGCUGGCGAGUCUUGUUUCAUAUUAUGUUUCUGCAUCACUGAUUGCCUUUGA
Molecule: messenger RNA, 276 nt
Organism: Dibothriocephalus latus
Lineage: Eukaryota; Metazoa; Platyhelminthes; Cestoda; Diphyllobothriidea; Diphyllobothriidae
Source: the annotation of a GenBank genome assembly